Messenger RNA from Triticum turgidum subsp. durum (durum wheat), 639 nucleotides. Lineage: Eukaryota; Viridiplantae; Streptophyta; Magnoliopsida; Poales; Poaceae. The record is from the annotation of a GenBank genome assembly.
AUGUCUUUCACCGGCACGCAGGACAAGUGCAAGACGUGCGACAAGACCGUCCAUUUCAUCGACCUCCUCACCGCCGACGGCGUCUCCUACCACAAGACAUGCUUCAAGUGCAGCCACUGCAAGGGGACCCUCUCGAUGUGCAACUACUCUUCCAUGGAUGGUGUUCUCUACUGCAAGACCCAUUUCGAACAGCUCUUCAAGGAGACGGGGAACUUCUCAAAGAAUUUUACGCCAGGUGGCAAAUCCGCAGAGAAGAGCGAGGCAAAGGCUCCAAGCAAGAUGUCAUCUGCCUUCUCUGGAACUCAAGAUAAAUGCGCGGCCUGCCAAAAGACCGUGUACCCAUUGGAGAAGCUAACUUUGGAGGGCGAAUGCUACCACAAGAGCUGCUUCAAGUGCUCGCAUGGUGGCUGCAUCCUGACGACCUCCUCGUAUGCCGCUCUCAACGGAAUCCUCUACUGCAAGAUCCAUUUCUCACAGCUGUUCAAGGAGAAGGGAAGCUACAACCAUCUCAUCAAGACCGCGCAAACAAAGAAGGAGAAUGUGGAGGCUGCGGCUGCGGCAGAGGCAGGGGCGGAGGCAGCAGCUGCUGCUGCUGCAGCAGCAGCAGAGCCGGAAGCACCACCGCAAGAUGAAGAAUAG